AUGCACUUUGACGGCACUAUCACGUCCAUCAUAUGUUCGUGGCAAACAGAACUUACAAGAGCCGGAACGUGGAGACAUGUUGCCGGAACGGAGAACCCGGCAGAUGCGCUAUCUCGUGGUAUUCCGCCUGUAGAUCUUGUACAGAAUUCGCUGUGGUGGCAUGGGCCUGCUUGGCUAACUGAAGAAAAGAGUUGUUGGCCCGAAACCCAAGAAGUGAAGCUGGAGGAUUUGGACAAAUCACACCUCGAAGAAGGAUCAGUAGUAGUUACCAUAGCUACAGUAUCUCCGCCGAGCGAAGUCUUCAACCUUCGGGCAACCUUGCGUCAUCUAGAAAAGCUGGUGGCGUGGCUACUGCGGUUCAAGCACAAUGCUCUUCGGAAUCGUGGUGAAAACGGAAAGAGAACGGGUCCCGUAACUCUCAAGGAACGAGAAGAAGCAUUACUCAAGUUGGGGGAUGUCAGUGCCACCUCCCGCAUUAGAACGCUACAUCCACAGUUGUCCGGAGGCAUAUUGCGUGUUGGCGGCCGGCUAGAAAAUGCCAACAUCUCGAUCGACCGUAAACAUCCAAUACUGUUAGAUAAAAAUCACCCUUUAACAACCUUGGUUAUGCGUCAAUACCACUAUGAGCAUUUACAUGCUGGUCCGCAACUUCUAGUUGCCAGUGUCCGAGAACGAUUUUGGCCUCUUAGUGCGCGUAGCCUCGCUAGGAAAAUUGUUCACAGAUGCACUGCCUGCUUCCGCAAUAAGCCUGUGGUACAGGAUCAACUGAUGGCUGAUCUACCAGCAGAGCGUGUCACACCAGCUCCACCAUUCCUACGAGUUGGGGUCGACUACUGUGGACCAUUUCAAGUAUGCUAUCCUAAUCGACGAAGAGUCCCCGUGAAGCACUACGCUGCAAUUUUUGUCUGUUUGGUUACCAAGGCGAUCCACAUCGAAAUGGUGGCCGACCUCACCACACAAGGAUUUCUGGCCGCUCUUAAAAGGUUUGUGGCCAGACGCGGAAAGCCAUCUGUUAUCAUGUGCGACAAUGGGUCCAAUUUCGUGGGCGCGAGACGGCAGCUCGAUGAGCUUGCUGCCUUAUUCAAAGGUCAACAAUCCCAACAAUCCAUCGCGGCAAGCGCGGCGGACAUCGGAAUAGAAUUCAAAUUCAUUCCCGCCAAAUCCCCAAAUUUCGGAGGUCUGUGGGAGGCGGCAGUGAAAGCGAUGAAACAACACUUGCGCAAAACGAUUGGCUUGAAAACUGUUACUUCCGAGGAGUUGAAUACGGUGUUCACGCAAAUCGAAGCUUGCUUGAAUUCCAGGCCACUCACUCAGAUGAGCAGCGACCCGAAUGAUCUCAACGUGCUAACUCCUGGACACUUCCUAAUCCAACGUCCACUGACGGCGGUGGUCGAGCCUUGUUUGCAAGAAGUUCCUGAGAACAGGCCGCUGGCCUUCCAGCGAGACCACGUCGCAUCGAUGUUGGACCUCGGAGCAUACUCAGAAGACUGGCUCUACUCGCUCAACUACUCUCUCUUACCCGGACAAUAUCUGGAUCGGUUCCAUGGAUCGGCUCAUGGAAUCAGGUACUCUUCGGUACCUAAGUCGAUGGUUACCCAGAGCAGUCUGUCUGAAGUUAUCCCGUACUAUUCAUCAGUGCCGGCCAAGUCAUAUAUCGUCCAAGCCAUGUCACAGCAGAUACUUGUACAAUCCCGCUCGCAGUAA
Armigeres subalbatus is the source of this 1704-nucleotide messenger RNA. RefSeq lists its product as uncharacterized. NCBI's taxonomy places the organism in Eukaryota, Metazoa, Arthropoda, Insecta, Diptera, Culicidae. Gene Ontology annotation, molecular function: nucleic acid binding. The transcript has 5 exons. Bases 1 to 1704 code for a protein of 567 amino acids. The record is from RefSeq and is a predicted model, not a curated record. Gene Ontology annotation, biological process: DNA integration.